CAGAAACGUACCGAGUAUCGACUGCACAUGGUUCCGCUGUGGAAAUGGCCUCGUCUAGUCACCUAGCUAUAAAUGCCAAAUGAGCUGCUUUAUUUUGGGGGCGGCCGAGAGAAGAUAGUCCCGUGUGAGCCACCACCCGGGCGUCCUUGGAAGUUUGUGACGGUAAUUUGAGGAGAGACUUGGCAGAAAAACAAUGCCACAUUUCCUGUGGCCAGAGCCGCUGUCACCCGCACAACUGAAGCGGCUGGAGGAGCAUAAAUACAGCGCCUCUGGUCGGUCCCUGUUUGAGCCGCCGUGUCAGCUCUACUGGAACUGGCUCGUCCAACAAACUCCGACAUGGGUCGCACCAAACACUCUCACUAUCGUCGGACUGCUGGUCAAUAUCAUCUCCACGGUGGUGCUUGUGUAUUUUUGUCCCACGGCAACAGAGGAGGCUCCAGCAUGGGCCUUCAUCAUGAGCGCUCUGGGCCUGUUCAUCUACCAGUCUCUGGACGCCAUUGAUGGGAAGCAGGCCAGGAGGACAAACAGCAGCUCACCUCUGGGGGAGCUCUUCGACCACGGCUGCGAUGCAGUCUCCACAGUCUUUGUUGCCGUGGGAACAUGCAUUUCAUGUGGAAUAGGAAGAUAUCCAGACUGGAUGUUCUUCUGUGGUUUCAUCGGGAUGUUCAUGUUCUUCUGCGCCCACUGGCAGACCUAUGUGUCCGGGACCCUGCGCUUUGGCCUGAUCGACGUCACAGAGGUGCAGAUCGCCAUCAUAAUCAUGUAUUUGAUGUCAGCUUUCGGAGGCGUAAGCCUUUGGCAAACCACGUUGCCUGUCAUUGGACUGAAGCUAUACUACUUCCCCAUCAUGGGCAUCAUCGGCGGGGCUCUCUACUCCUGCUACAACUACUUCUAUGUCAUUUUGAACGGAGGUGUCGGCAAAAACGGCUCCACUGUGGCUGACACCAGUGUGCUGACUCCUGGUUUGCACAUCGGCCUCAUCCUCACGCUGGCCUUCAUCAUUUUCAAGAAGUCGUCCAGCGAGCUGUUCGAGCUCCACCCCUGUCUCUACCUGCUCGCCUUUGGCAUGGUCAUCUCCAAGAUCUCCAACAAGCUGGUGAUUGCACACAUGACCAAGAGUGAGCUGCACCUCCCGGACACGGCCUUCAUAGGCCCUGGCCUCCUCUUCCUCAACCAGUACUUCAACAGCUUCAUCCACGAGCACAUAGUCCUCUGGAUUGCCAUGGUCUUCUCUCUUCUGGAUCUAACACGCUACUGCACGGGCGUGUGCCUCCAGAUCGCCUCCCACCUGCGCAUCCGGGUCUUCAGCAUCACGCCGCCGAGCAACGCUCACCGCGACUGACGGCUUGCCCGGCGGGAGGAGGAGGGGGAGGAUGCAGACCUCUCCCCGCUCCUGAAAGCAGAUGAUGACGAGGAGGAGGGACACUCCUCCUCGACCCUGAGCCACUGCAGCCUUGACAAAGUGACCACCUCUGAGUAAAAACUGCCUCUCCCACAAGACGGAAAAAUAAAACCUACUAAACUCUACAAACCAAAAAAAAGAAAGAAAAAGUUUUGAAAAGCAUGGAAUGGAAGAUUAUACGGGACUAAAGUUUCCCUUCAAAGUUUUUAAUUUAGACGAAAGUGCAUGUCAGAAAAGAAGAGUUCCUGCUUGUUCAACUCAAAUACCAAAAUGUUUCUCUAACCUUUGCUUGGGCAAAUAUCAAAGUAGUUUUAUCGGUUUUAAAUUUUCAGACAUGUUAUUGUCAUACAUUUCAUAAAUAUACAGCGAAUAUCGAGAUAAAUCUCUUUGAUGUAUGCUCAAACUAAACGGACUAACUCUUGGAAGUUUUCUUAAUCAUUUGUUUUAUUUAUUAAAAAAAUCUGACUUAAAUCAGGGCUUAAAAAUGCAGAUAAUUUUUUUUUAAAUGACCUUUAAAACCUCAUAAUUUCCAAUGAAGUUUGCAAUGUGGGCUGGCAGGUUGUCAACGCGGUAUGUGGCGGGGUAACGGUGUGUGUGUUAGUGCCGAAAGCAACGACGGGUUCUCUAUCAGCCUUCUCUUAGAAACACCUUUACAUUAAUAUUUGUAUCCUCAGUUACUCAUCUCAUCCUACAUUCCUGGAAAUAAAAUAACACGUUACCUCCGGCCUUUUAGAGCACCGUCGACUGAUGAAGCAUUAACACACAACUCGUUCUGCUUUCUCUGUUCUUCUCCCUAAAGGGCUAAUUAUGUUGUGAUUGUACAGAAUUCAAAUGAAAACGCCUUAAAUAUUUUUGUUGUAAUUACUGUUAAACUUGUGAAUAUUUAAAACAGCUUUGUACGUUUGUUUUUUUUCACUGAAGUAUCAUACCAGAUGCAAUGACAGUAAUAAUACAGUGCUACGCCACUGUUCACUCUUCAAGUUUCUUCACUCAUACAAAGGUACAUGAUGUAUGUUCAAGAUUUGUUGGAUUAUCUGACUCAUUAUUCAGGUUCAUAGGGAUCAAAGGGGAUGUUUCUGUAGUGCGGGUAAACUAUAUAAGGGUAAAAAACUAUUGUACUUUUAAAAUUAUCUUCCUCUCAGUUUCUGCUCCGGCAGGAUUGUGGACACUAAAAAGAGGGGCAUGUUCUAAAAAGAUGGUUUUCUGUUCGACUUUGGAACUAUGCAUUGACAUGUUCACCCUUUGAUUUCAACACCAUGUUGCACUGUUCAAUAAUACAGUAAAACACAUUUCUACUAACAGGUACUGUAUGAGUGGAAAAGAUUGUAAUAAAGAAAAUAUUUUUUAUGA
Epinephelus lanceolatus (giant grouper) is the source of this 2752-nucleotide messenger RNA. RefSeq names its product choline phosphotransferase 1 (gene chpt1). Gene Ontology annotation, biological process: phospholipid biosynthetic process. NCBI's taxonomy places the organism in Eukaryota, Metazoa, Chordata, Actinopteri, Perciformes, Serranidae. Gene Ontology annotation, cellular component: Golgi apparatus; endoplasmic reticulum membrane. Gene Ontology annotation, molecular function: diacylglycerol cholinephosphotransferase activity. The record is from RefSeq and is a predicted model, not a curated record.